GCGCACUGGGCAGACCCGCGGUUGCCGUGGAGACAGCGUCGCCGGAGCCGGGGAAGGAGCGCCGCUGCUGCCAUGAGCUCCCAGCCGGUUCCGGGUCUGCCCUUCCUGCCCGGCUGCUCUUUCAGGGACCCCAUGAAAACAUGUUUUCAUCGGUCCCAGACACUGGGCUACAAAAAUGGAUAUGCCUUUUCUCGGCUGCCAACAGUGGGGUCUGGUGGGGAGCGGCUGUAUGUGAAUCAGCUUUCUCAGGCUGAAUUAGACAUAUUAGCCAGCAAGAGACCCACGCUGACCUAUGGACAAGUCAAGCGGGCUCCACGUUCAGGCUUCAUUCCAGCACACGUGGCUUUUGACAAAAAGGUUUUGAAGUUCGAUGCCUAUUUCCAGGAAGAUGUUCCUCUCUCUGCAGUAGAGCUUUACCGUAUCCGCCAAGUGUGUAUCUAUUACUAUUUGGAAGAUGACACCAUGUACGUCAUAGAACCUGUUGUGCAGAACUCUGGUAUUCCUCAAGGCAAACAUAUUAGACGCCACCGAGUGCCCAAGAAUGACCGUGGGGAGCAUUACCAUUGGAAAGAUCUGAAUCGGGGCAUGAACAUCACCAUGUAUGGCAGGACAUACCGCAUAGUCGACUGUGACCAAUUCACACAGGAGUUCCUGCAGAGCCAAGGAAUUGAAGUGAACCCGCCAGAGAAAAUGGCUUUUGAUCCUUACACAGAACUGCGUCAGAUGCCUGUGCGCAAGUACAUCACACCAUCAAAUUUUGACCAAUUCAAACGGUUUCUGACUUACGACAAGCAGGUCCUUCGCUUCUACGCCAUGUGGGAUGACACUAACAACAUCUUUGGUGAGAAUCGGCCUUACAUCAUCCAUUACUACCUGGCAGAUGACACAGUGGAGGUUCGGGAAGUCCACAAGCAAAAUGAUGGUAGAGACCCAUUCCCAGUACUGAUAAGACGCCAGCGCAUACCCAAAACCUUUGUGGGUAAGCAAAAGACUUUCCCAACCUGUGUGAUGGAGAUCUCUGAUCAGGAGGUACUCGAGUGGUACACAGCUAAAGAUUUUGCUGUUGGCAAAUUUACCAGCCUCCUUGGACGCGAUUUCUUCAUCUAUGAUUGUGAUGAGUUCACACGAAACUUUUAUCGUGACAAAUUUGGCAUCACUGACUUCCAGCCAGUGGAAAUAAAGAAGAAACCACCUGAGGAAGUUCAACAGAUAAUUCCUCCCUAUAAUGGUUUUGGCAUCCUUGAAGACACUCUUCAGAACUGCUUUUCUCUGUUUCCAAAACCUCCCCGGAAAGAUGUAAUUAAGAUGCUAGAGAAUGACAACAAGGUGCUGCGAUACCAGGUGGCCCUGGAAUCACCAAACCCUGAGGACAGAAAGCGUCGUUUCAUCCUCUCUUAUUUCCUCUCCAAUGACAUGAUCAGCAUCUAUGAACCUCCGGUCCGUAACUCCGGCAUCAUUGGAGGCAAAUACUUAAGAAAGACCAGAGUUGCCAAACCAGGCUCAACUACAGAAAAUGCCACAUAUUAUGGGCCCUCUGAUCUCACAAUUGGUUCUACAAUUGAAGUGUUUGGCCACAGGUUUGUUAUCACUGACGCUGAUGAACAUGUGCUUAAUUAUAUGGAGAGCAAUGCAGGGAGUUUCCCUGAGGCAACACUACAAUCCCUGAGGGAUCAUUUUCACCCAAAGCAGGUGGUAAAGGAGCCUGACAACAGUGACAUCCCCAAGGUUGGGACCAGCAAGCAGGAACCGGAUGAAUUAAUUGUGCAUGUUCAGGAAGAGCUGAAGCCCUAUAAGCACUUGAACAACAAGAACAUUCAGGAGGCGUUUCUUCAGUGUGACAAGGAUGGCUCUGGUGUACUGGACAAAGCAAAAUUUUUAUCCCUCUGUGACAGCUUGAGUGUGCCUACCAACACCACUCUUCUUAACAAGCUGAUUGACCAGUGUUCUUGUGGAGAAAACCAGAUAAACUACCGUAACUUCCUUAGAGCCUUCCCUUUGUGAUCUCUGCCCAGAAGCUGAACAACAAGACCAGCAAUAAAAUUCUUACUGACUU
This is a messenger RNA of Neopsephotus bourkii (Bourke's parrot), 2053 nucleotides long. RefSeq names its product EF-hand domain containing 1 (gene EFHC1). Lineage: Eukaryota; Metazoa; Chordata; Aves; Psittaciformes; Psittacidae. Gene Ontology annotation, biological process: cilium-dependent cell motility; mitotic cytokinesis; mitotic spindle organization. The coding region runs from base 73 to 2001 and encodes 642 amino acids. Gene Ontology annotation, cellular component: mitotic spindle; axoneme. Gene Ontology annotation, molecular function: alpha-tubulin binding; calcium ion binding. The record is from RefSeq and is a predicted model, not a curated record. The transcript has 11 exons.